GCACGGAGCUGGGCACUAUCGUGCAAGUGGGUGUUGGCGAGCAGGGCACGGGGUGUUGAUGGAAAGGUGCAGGUAGGCACCGAGGUGGUGGGCUCUGGAGGUGAUGAUGGCAGAAACGAUGUUGCCCGGUGUCCACAACGAUGCAAGCAUCGUAGCAAAGUAGCUAUUGACGAUGAUGGUUCCAAG
Molecule: messenger RNA, 186 nt
Organism: Ilex paraguariensis (yerba mate)
Lineage: Eukaryota; Viridiplantae; Streptophyta; Magnoliopsida; Aquifoliales; Aquifoliaceae
Source: the annotation of a GenBank genome assembly